UAAGGAGUGCUUUGACGGUUAAAGUUUCAAAUUGUAAUGAGAGUUUCUAGGAUCUGCUGUUGCGACAACAUGCACAGAUCCACCUAUUCCCAAGCGAAAUUUGAGCACUGCACCUGCACGGGGCGAGAAUCCCGUCCCAGCUCCACCACCUCCUCCACCUGUAGAUAUGCAAAAGGGACCUUCCACAGUACUUGAUUCCGGAGUUUAUGGUGAUGAUGCAUGCUUCAUCUCACGGUUCAAAAACACUUUUGUAGUAGGUGUUGCGGAUGGUGUUGGAGGUUGGCGUAAGUAUGGAAUAGACCCUUCACAGUUCAGUCGAAAACUGAUGAGAGAAUGCGAAAAGCGCGUCAGCAGUGGCGACUUCGAUCCAAAGAGGCCAGAAACACUGCUAGAGAAAGCUUUCAAAGCGACCGCAGAAUCUCCGCGGCCAGUUGGCUCUUCGACUGCAUGCGUCUUGGUCGUUCAUCAGGAGAUGUUAUACUCUGCGAAUCUUGGAGAUUCUGGAUUCAUGGUAGUCAGAGAUGGACGAGUACUCACCAAGAGCGAAGAACAAGUCCAUUAUUUCAAUGCUCCUUUCCAGCUUACUCUUCCUCCUGAAGGCUAUCGCGGUUUCAUUGGAGACACACCUGAUCUGGCUGACAAAUCAGAGAUACGCGUGCAA
Molecule: messenger RNA, 661 nt
Organism: Cylicostephanus goldi
Lineage: Eukaryota; Metazoa; Nematoda; Chromadorea; Rhabditida; Strongylidae
Source: the annotation of a GenBank genome assembly